Messenger RNA from Pipistrellus nathusii (Nathusius's pipistrelle), 1221 nucleotides. The record is from the annotation of a GenBank genome assembly. Lineage: Eukaryota; Metazoa; Chordata; Mammalia; Chiroptera; Vespertilionidae.
AUGGGCAAAGUGUGGAAACAGCAGAUGUACCCUCAGUACGCCACCUACUACUACCCCCAGUAUCUGCAGGCGAAGCAGUCUCUGGUGCCAGCCCACCCCAUGGCCCCUCCCAGCCCCAGCACCACCAGCAGUAAUAACAACAGCAGCAGCAGCAGCAACUCUGGAUGGGAUCAGCUAAGCAAAACGAAUCUCUAUAUCCGAGGACUGCCUCCCAACACCACGGACCAGGAUCUGGUGAAGCUGUGUCAGCCAUAUGGGAAAAUAGUUUCCACGAAGGCAAUUUUGGAUAAGACAACGAACAAAUGCAAAGGUUACGGUUUUGUUGACUUUGACAGUCCUGCCGCUGCCCAGAAAGCUGUGUCCGCCCUGAAGGCUAGUGGGGUUCAAGCUCAAAUGGCAAAGCAACAAGAACAAGAUCCUACCAACCUAUAUAUUUCUAAUUUGCCACUGUCCAUGGAUGAGCAGGAGCUUGAAAACAUGCUGAAACCAUUUGGACAAGUUAUUUCUACAAGGAUACUACGUGAUUCCAGUGGUACAAGUCGUGGCGUUGGCUUUGCUAGGAUGGAAUCAACAGAAAAGUGUGAAGCCGUUAUUGGUCAUUUUAACGGGAAGUUCAUUAAGACACCACCCGGAGUUUCUGCUCCAACAGAACCUUUGUUGUGUAAGUUUGCGGAUGGAGGACAGAAGAAGAGACAGAACCCCAACAAAUACAUCCCCAAUGGAAGACCAUGGCAUAGAGAAGGAGAGGUGAGACUUGCUGGAAUGACACUCACUUACGACCCAACCACAGCUGCUAUACAGAACGGAUUUUACCCUUCACCAUACAGUAUUGCUGCAAACAGAAUGAUCACCCAAGCUUCUCUCGCACCCUAUCUUGCAUCUCCUGUAUCUGCCUACCAGGUGCAAAGUCCUUCUUGGAUGCAACCUCAACCGUAUAUCCUACAGCACCCGGGUGCCGUGUUAACUCCCUCAAUGGAGCACGCCAUGUCACUACAGCCCACAUCUAUGAUCAACCCUCUGGCCCAGCAGAUGAGUCAUCUGUCACUAGGAAACACCGGAACAUACAUGCCUGCAACAUCAGCUAUGCAAGGAGCCUAUUUGCCACAGUACACACACGUGCAGACGACGGCAGUUCCUGUUGAGGAGGCGAGUGGUCAGCAGCAGGUGGCUGUAGAGACGUCUAAUGACCAUUCUCCAUAUACCUUUCAACCCAAUAAGUAA